Ceraceosorus bombacis is the source of this 2116-nucleotide messenger RNA. NCBI's taxonomy places the organism in Eukaryota, Fungi, Basidiomycota, Exobasidiomycetes, Ceraceosorales, Ceraceosoraceae. The record is from the annotation of a GenBank genome assembly.
AUGCCUCGUGAGUUGCAGUGUCUAAUCAGGAUCUGCUUCACGAGCACAAGAGCACAGACCACCUGGAAGUGCUGACCCCUCUUCAUUUCUACUCGGUCUCCAUCUCGCUCAACUCGCGCAGCUCGCAAUGCCGACGAUGUGUGAGUUUGGUACACCGGCAUGGGCCUUUCGAAUUCGUUGCUUACAUUUACCGCACGCUCAUCGCAGCUCUGCGGGCGAUGCAUCAUCCCAAGCCACGACCGUGGCUACUGGUCGCGACACACAUGGGGUGCGUAAAGGAGAGCACUCUGAUCUAGGCCGCAUUCAGCCCUCUAGCGCAUGCGUGAAUUCAUCCUUGGAGUUUGACAAUCGGCCUCUCCCUCUGGCUCGUGCAGGUCUUGAAUUGCCAUCCUUCCACCUCCUCAAAGGCUCAAACUCCCAAUCCCUUCACGAUUGGCAUCGCAGAGGAUAGAAAUAAGAGGUGGAGGAGAACUAUGGAGGACAGUCACGCCUUUGUGUACGGCUUUGGUGGGGUGCAGGGUCAAGGCUUUUUUGGGAUUUUCGAUGGGCAUGCUGGCAAGCACGCUGCUGAUUGGUGUGGAAAGCACUUCCACGAAGUGAGUGUCAAGAGAGACACGAAAUGAGAUGGAGCGAUGGCAUUCAGACGCAAAGUACUUGUCGCUUAUUGUCAAAAUUACUUGCCCCCUCAUACCCACAAGACUCUUUUGGAUACGCUGGUUGACUACUCCGAUCGGCCAGUGCCAGAUCUUUUCAACUACACCUUCCACAGCGUGGACCAAAAGCUCGGAGAGCUCGCCCAAUCCGAGGGAACUUCGAGCGGCUGCACAGCAGUCACCGUCUUUCUGAGGUUAGAAGAUGAAGAGGGCAAACCAUUGCACUAUCCCGAGAGCGGAGGUGUGUUGCCCCACAGUAAGAAGGGCAGUAGUGCUGGGAGCGUUGCUGAAGGUAGCAAAAGCGGCAGUGUUAGUCCGAGCAGCGCGAACAAAAAGGAAGAGGAGAGCAAGGGUGGUCUGCUGGGCUGGGCAAGAAGAAUCAGACAAUCGAGCUCUGGUGCUGCUCAGGCUGCUGAACGUGAUGGUGCUGCUUCGGCCAACGAAACGUCUGUGGCGGCCUCGGGCAAGUCCUCCAGCGACGUUGCGGGCUCUGACGCUAAGCAGGACGGAUUGAAGGCGGAAUCGCAACCUAGACGAGUUCUGUAUACCGCAAAUGUAGGAGAUGCAAGAGCAGUGUUAUGGUGAGUGCGCAGAGCACGCAUCUGUGGUGGUCUGCCACCUACAGUCAGGUUGCGUUCCAUCGGUAUAACGAGGCGCUGAACUUCGCAUGCUCCGCUGGAACCAUCUCCUUCAGUCGUUCCGGAAAGGCACUGCGCUUGACCUACGAUCACAAAGGCUCUGAUGCGCAGGAGGCCAAGCGAAUCACCGAUGCGGGUGGUUUCGUAAUGAAUAACCGAGUCAAUGGUAAGGCCAACGCUUCAGGUCACCUUUUGAGCACUCAGCUUACCCUCGAUUUGGUUCACGCAGGUGUGUUGGCUGUGACGCGGUCGCUCGGCGAUCAAGCCAUGAAAGAAUUCGUGGUCGGUUCGCCGUACACGACCGAAACCUGCCUGAGUGACGAGGACAAGUUUUUGAUUGUAGCUUGCGAUGGAGUGAGUGGUUUAGUGUGCAUUUCCCUUACUCAACGCAGUCCUGCGUUGCUCACACAACAACCCUCGCUUCAGCUCUGGGAUGUCAUCGACGAUCAAGAUGCGGUGGAUUUGGUAGCUGACAUUCAAGAUCCUCAAGAAGCCGCGGAGAAGCUCUUGGCUCACGCGCUUGGAAGCUUUUCUACAGACAACACGAGCGUAAUGGUGGUCCGAUUCGCUUCCGGCUCGGCAUCUCUGCCCUCAGCUUGUGCCGCCGCUGUGGCUGCUGAUCAGUCCGUAUCUGGCAGCACCUCCGGGCCGACUUUGCAGGGAGAGUACGCACGCACAGAUUCGGUUCCAGUCGCUGAUGGUGUCGGUACAGCUGCACACGACACCCAGGACGCUGCAAAGAUCAGUUCAGGGCCGAAUUCGGGCGUCGAGCCAGGUUCGAGCGUCGAUUCUGCUGCUAGUGCGGCCGCUGCGCCUGCGGCAUGA